Molecule: messenger RNA, 2077 nt
Organism: Ilex paraguariensis (yerba mate)
Lineage: Eukaryota; Viridiplantae; Streptophyta; Magnoliopsida; Aquifoliales; Aquifoliaceae
Source: the annotation of a GenBank genome assembly
UUCCGUUCUCAUCAAACGAGACACACCAAACUCACAGUUAGAACAAGAGGGGAAACAAAGAGAAGAUAAACAAGCUUAAACGAGUGAUCACAUACCCAUCCGAAAGCAUCUGCUGUCAGUUCAUUUCUUGCCGCAAUUUUCCGUGGAUGGCUUCGCUCUACUCUGCAUUGCCCAGGGCCCGAGAAGUUCUUUGCUCAACAAUUAUUUCUUCUGGGACUUUCAUCAAACACCCCAUCCGCAUGCUACAACCACCACCCCCAGUGGUACUAAUUCCUCAUCCUACUCCUCCUCAUCGUCUUCGUCACCGCCGUUACUGUACCAGCUUAGCCGUCUCUUCUGUAGCUAAACAAACCAAUCAGAUUAUCAGCAGCCCUGAACUUGUUGCUUUGGAGUACGCUGAGCUCAAUCUCACUGAUAAAUUCUCUGAGGAGUUGGGUCAUGUUCGAAUCCGGCAGCAUGUUAACCCUCUUCGUUCUUAUCUCAUGAUUCCUGCCGAAGUACCAAACUGGAAUGAAGUUUUCAAGGACCCAACGUUGCCAUUGAUGGUGGAUGUAGGGAGCGGUAGUGGCAGAUUUAUCAUGUGGCUUGCAAAAAGAAAUUCUGAUCGCCAGAAUUAUUUGGGACUGGAAAUACGGCAGAAAUUGGUCAAGCGAGCCCAAUAUUGGCUAGAUGAGCUGGCUCUUAGAAAUAUACAUUUUAUAUUCACAAAUGCCACUGUUUCUUUCCACCAUCUCGUAUCCACAUAUCCUGGACCCUUGAUGUUAGUUUCCAUCUUGUGUCCAGAUCCGCAUUUUAAGAAAAAGUACCACAAAAGAAGGGUUGUCCAGAAGCCUUUGGUGGAUUAUAUUGUAGAUAGUUUAGCGCCUGGAGGACAGGUAUUUAUUCAGUCUGAUGUGCAUGAAGUGGCGUUUGACAUGAGGAGUUAUUUUGAUGCUGAGUCAGAUAAUCUUCUACCCUUAGAAAACAUUGACCCUAAUGUGGUGUGUGACACUGAGGGAUGGUUAUUGAGUAAUCCACUGGGAAUAAGGACGGAAAGAGAAAUCUAUGCAGAAUUUGAAGGUUCCAAAAUUUACCGAAGGAUGUACCAAAAACAGAUAUGAUUUUGGUCAAUAGUUUGUUUAGUCAUUCCUGCUUAGUGAUUGGGAGACAGUCUGUUUUGCACUUGAGCCAGUCUUGUUACUUUGUGAGUGGAACUAUAAGAGCUACAAGAGGCUAUGUCCUUGGUGCUUCCACUAUGAGUGGAACUAUAAGAGCAAGAAGUGGCUAUGUCCUUGGUUCUUCAAAAGUCAGUGGUCUCUUGCAGAAGUGGAUUUCCUCCUGCUCCAAAGUAAGCCCUAAACAGGUUCUGUCUGAAACCUUUUGUUAAAGGGCUGAAUUGACCGUUUCUUCAUCUGCAAAAAAAUGUAGUUCUCAUAGGACCAUGACCUCCUAACCUUCAUAUCAAUUUUUUUGGUGGCUAGAUUUUAAACUGCUAGAGACUAGCACUUUUGGUAUAGAAAUUGCUUGCAAAGUAUAGAAAUUCUCAAGCUUGAAAGCAGUAGAGGGAUCCAUAUUCAGCUAGACCAUCAGGGAUUCUUCAGAUCAUGGCUCUACGUCAUGGUUUAGCACCCGACUGCUUUUACAAGUGUUUUUCUCAGCUGCUGCAUGUAUAACAUGGGAUCACAUUGGAGUCUUCGGGUCACUGGCAAAGGUCUAACAUAUGCUAUAGUUGAUUCUGCUGAAGCUCUGGGACUGUCUGGGCCCAUAUGUUUGAAUGUUGGAUUCGAUAUUGCAUAAUGUGUUCGUUAGUUCUUUGUCCCUGCCAAGGUCAAAGCUACCCGGAUUUCUCAGGUCCUCUGUUUGACAUCUUAACCAGCUUCUGCAAUGGGUCAAUGAUUUCAAGUCCUCUGGAGGUCUUCACUUGUUGUUGGUAGUGGUUGUGGCUGGUCAUUUCGAUUCCCUUUGGUGCUACCCAACAUCUAAAUCAUUGUUCUCCUUAUGCUCUUCUAUGUGCAAAAUAUUUUUGAGCCUCUCUCUCUCUCUCUUUCACACACACACACACACACACUGGCUGGACUGGCAACUAGAACCAAACUCA